This is a messenger RNA of Penicillium cinerascens, 2274 nucleotides long. RefSeq lists its product as uncharacterized. The transcript is spliced from 3 exons. The coding region runs from base 1 to 2274 and encodes 757 amino acids. The record is from RefSeq and is a predicted model, not a curated record. Lineage: Eukaryota; Fungi; Ascomycota; Eurotiomycetes; Eurotiales; Aspergillaceae. Gene Ontology annotation, molecular function: transmembrane monodehydroascorbate reductase activity.
AUGACAGACUCACUUACUGCUCCCGGGAGCAGUACGUACUCGUCGAAUACACUUCAUGUUGGCGAUGGGACAUGGGAACUGGGGCGUGACACGUUCCUGCUGCCCAACCUGAUGGGUGUGAACUUUGAGACAAUGCGAUACAACGGCAUGGGAAACCGAUUCAAGGAUAUGGCCGGGUACCAUUCCAUAAUUAUUGCCCACGGUGUGAUUGCGACCAUUGUCUUCUUGGGUCUCGUCCCGAUUUCAACAUUUAUCAUCCGUUACUACUCCCGAUGGAAUCCAUAUUGGGCAUUCAAGCUUCAUGCUUGGUUCCAAGUGCUGACAUUACUGUUGACAACGGUGGUGUUCGUGCUGGGCUGGUUUGCCGUUGGCCCGGAGAGGAGCUUAACCAACCCGCACCAUGGGAUUGGCUUGGCAAUCUAUGUCAUGGUCAUCUUCCAGAUGCUUUGGGGCUGGUUUGUACACAAGAAAGAGAGCAAAAGGACGCGACACCAUGUUCCUUUGAAGUUGGUGAUUCACCGAUGGUUUGGUCGUGCUCUGGCUCUCUUAGGAAUAAUUCAGAUUCCUCUGGGGCUGACGCUCUACGGAUCCCCCAAGGUUCUUUUUAUCCUCUUUGCGCUUGCGGCUUUUGCAUAUUUGAUGGCUUACUUCGUUCUGUCCUACCUCUACGAUGACGAGGGGUAUCAUAUGGCAAGUGAACACGGUAGUCGAUACACGGGACCAUCGGUUGUCGAAGAGUCACACCAUGGUGGUGGCGGUGGUGGUUUAGGGGAGGCCUUGGCCGGAGGUGCUCUUGGAGCAGGGCUGGCUUCAAUAUUCCAGCGGCGCCAACGAAACCGCCCUACAAGCCAGGCUUAUGAGGAGUCACGCACGUCUAUUUCGGACGAGAAGUACUCUGAUGAGUCUUCUCGUCACCAUGGCGGUGGUGGCUGGGGCAAAAAGAUCCUUGAACUCGGUGCAUUAGCAGGCGCGGGUAUGUUGGCGAAGAAGUGGUGGGAUCGUCGACGAGGCCGUGAAGAGGACACCGAAUCAGGACGAUACAGACCCGCCCACUCGCGCGUCGACAGCUAUUCAGAAGACUCUCUCGGUCGACUGGAAGAGGGACGACCGGAGCCUAGUCAUCAAGCACCUCUCAAUCGACCCCCCAGCCGUCCACCUAGUAGGCCUCAGAGUCCCGGUUCAUCAUACUACUACAAUAGUACAUAUCUCACUGAGCCUCAGCAGAGGCGUCCCUCGCAUGGGGUUCGUGAUGCAAUCCUUGGCGCUGGCGCCUUUGCUGCGGUGAAGAGAAUGUUCAGCCGCAAAGGCAAGGAUGACGAUGAAAAACGCCGACUCGACGACAUUCGCCGCCGAGAAGAGGAAGACGAGCAACUGCAACGAGCGAACAGCAAGCGACGACAGCAAGGUGAAGGAUUCUAUCCGCAGCGACGACGCCCAAGCUCCUACACUGAAAGUGAUCUCACACCAACCGAUCUUACUCCUCGGCCACCUGGACCACCUCGACAAUCAUCACACGGCUCUCCCCUCUCGGCAGGACCAGUCGCAACCGGCGCUGCCUACCCUACACACUCCGACAUUCCUCCCCUUCCUCCAGUACACCAUGAGCUGUCCGGUGACCUAGGCCCACCGCCACCUUCCCAUUACUCCCAUUCUCACCACGCGGAGGAGAUGGCAGCAGGAGCUGCUGCCGGAGCUGCAAUGGGCGCCGCAUCCAGCCAUCGCCGCAGCGACGUGAGCCGACGAGACGACCAUGGUGAGUCACCGCCAGUCUCCGUCAAGGUGAAGAUGCACAAUGACGGUCGACAUGUCACGCUGCGCCGACUGACAGAAGAAGAAGCCGCUGCGCAACGUGAAGCACGCCGCAGAGAGGACCGAAAAUCUCGUCGUCGCGGUAGCAGUGCAGGAUCCCUGUCCGGGGGAGAACAUGAAUCUGAUCGCUGGCGCCGUGUUGAGGCGAAGGAGCGCCUACAGGCCGAGCAGAUACGACGAGAGCAGCAGGCCGCAAUGGCAGCACCUGCCGCUCCAUCAGGCAGCAUGCCUCCCUCUCCCUUUCCCCAGUCUCAGUCUCAAAGCAGUGUCAUGCCGCCGCCACCUCCUGUCCCGCAUCCUGCACCUUCGAGUAUGCCAUACGGCCCUGGGAGUGUCACGUCACCCGGUACAUGGACCGGCACCGAAGCCAGCGGGUCCUACGCUAACAACCGACGACGCAGAAGAGCUGAGAGAGCUCGCGCGCGACAGGACAGGCAACAACGGCCCGGCGUGGAAUUUGAGUAA